UAAUUAUUAUGAAAAGACCAGAAUAUCCUCUUCAUACGCUGUCUUCAAUGGCAUUGUUCGUUUAUUUAGCGUAUCAAUACAUCCGCGGUAAUGAUCCCGACAAAUUUAUAGACUUGCAAUUAUUUAAACCAAUUAACGAA
This is a messenger RNA of Funneliformis caledonium, 140 nucleotides long. The record is from the annotation of a GenBank genome assembly. Lineage: Eukaryota; Fungi; Glomeromycota; Glomeromycetes; Glomerales; Glomeraceae.